Molecule: messenger RNA, 2952 nt
Organism: Vespa crabro (European hornet)
Lineage: Eukaryota; Metazoa; Arthropoda; Insecta; Hymenoptera; Vespidae
Gene: Drp1
Product: dynamin-1-like protein
Exons: 8
Coding region: 351-2501 (716 amino acids)
Biological process (GO): mitochondrial fission
Cellular component (GO): cytoplasm; microtubule; membrane
Molecular function (GO): GTP binding; GTPase activity; microtubule binding
Source: RefSeq, a predicted model, not a curated record
GAAAAUGCGCACGCGUUUGCGAAUAAUGGAAACUUGUAACGGGUGGCUCCCCUGAGUGAUCCAAAGAAAGAGUGGUAUAAUGUUGAAUUCGUUUCUAACGAGAUUUAUUAAGGAAUGUGAUAUCACUUCAAUUAUAUAUGAAUUAAUUUGGUAAGAAAUAUUUUUAACUAAUUAAUUAAUUGUCAAAUUGACAUCUCGAUAAAAAAAAAUCUAAAAGUAUUCGAAUUAUUAAACGAAUGAUAAAAUACGUAUUAAUGGUCAAAGUCUGUUCGUUAAAUCCUUAACCGGUUGAGUGAGAAUAUUUAUUUGAUUCGAUCGAUUUGAUAUAUACGUUUAUAUAGCUGAACACAAUGGAAGCUUUAAUACCAGUAAUAAAUAAAUUACAAGAUGUAUUUAAUACUGUUGGUGCAGAUGCUAUUCAGCUUCCACAAAUAGUUGUCUUGGGAACUCAGAGUUCUGGCAAGUCAUCUGUAAUAGAAAAUAUAGUAGGCCGUUCGUUCCUUCCUAGAGGAACAGGUAUAGUAACUCGUCGACCAUUGAUACUUCAACUUAUAUAUACACCGAAGGAAGAUAAAGAACAUCGUAGUGCAGAAAAUGGAACAAUGGAUUUGGAAGAGUGGGGUACAUUCCUGCAUAAAAAAAAUAAGAUCUUUAGAAAUUUUGAUGAUAUACGUAGUGAAAUUGAAGCAGAGACAGAUCGUACAGCUGGAUCAAAUAAAGGAAUUUGUCCUGAACCAAUCAACCUUAAAAUCUUUUCAACUUCAGUCGUUAAUUUGACGCUUAUAGAUUUGCCUGGUAUUACAAAAGUGCCAGUAGGAGAUCAACCUGAAGAUAUUGAAAAUCAAAUUCGUCAACUUGUAUUGGAAUACAUAUGUAAUCCUAAUUCCAUCAUUUUAGCAGUUGUCACUGCUAAUACAGAUAUGGCCACAAGUGAAAGUUUAAAACUUAGUAAAGAUGUAGAUCCGGAUGGUAGGCGUACUCUUGCUGUUGUUACAAAAUUAGAUCUUAUGGAUGCAGGAACAGACGCGAUAGAUAUAUUGUGCGGUAGGGUAAUUCCUGUUAAAUUAGGAAUCAUUGGUGUAGUUAAUCGUUCGCAACAGGACAUAAUAAGUAAUAAAAGUAUUCAAGAUGCAUUAAAGGACGAAGCUAUAUUUUUACAACGCAAAUAUCCAACAUUAGCAAAUAGAAAUGGUACACCUUAUUUAGCUAAAAUGUUGAAUCGAUUAUUAAUGCAUCAUAUACGUGAUUGUUUGCCAGAAUUGAAGACAAGAGUUAACGUUAUGGUAUCACAAUUUCAAACAUUACUCUCUUCUUAUGGUGAAGAUGUCGGAGAUAAAAGUCAAACUUUAUUGCAAAUUAUUACGAAAUUUGCAAGCAGUUAUUGUUCUACCAUUGAGGGAACUGCUAGAAAUAUUGAAACUACCGAGUUAUGUGGCGGUGCACGGAUAUGUUAUAUAUUUCAUGAAACAUUUGGCAAAACCCUUGACUCUAUCCAUCCACUUGCUGGUCUAACUAAGUUCGAUAUUUUAACUGCCAUACGAAAUGCAACCGGCCCAAGACCAGCACUUUUUGUACCCGAGGUGUCCUUUGAAUUAUUAGUUAAAAGACAAAUAAGAAGGCUGGAAGAACCCUCUUUACGAUGUGUAGAACUUGUACAUGAAGAAAUGCAAAGCAUUGUACAACAUUGUGGUACCGAGGUACAACAAGAAAUGUUACGAUUCCCUAAAUUACAUGAAAGAAUUGUUGACGUUGUUACACAUUUAUUAAGAAGACGUCUCCCUACUACUAAUCAGAUGGUAGAAAAUUUGGUUGCUAUAGAAUUAGCAUAUAUUAAUACUAAACAUCCAGAUUUUCAUAAGGAUGCAGCAUUUGUGUCUUCGUUAUUAAAAAAUGCAGAUAUAGAUAAUAUUAAACAUAAUAGAAAAUUACCUUCUAUUAACAACAACUCUACAUCUGGUGUUGCGAUACCUACAGAAACUAAUAAAAAGAUGCAUGCGCAACAAAAUCAUUGGUUACUGAGUAAUAUAUUACCGCAAGAAAGAACAGAAUCUAUUACUUCUGCUGAAGGAUCUCCGAGUAGAAAUUCAGGAAAUAUUUCUCCUCAGCCAAAUGUAAUGCUCGAAAUACAAAGAUCAUCGCCACAACAAAAGCCGGUUAAUUUACUUCCUGAAGUGCCAAUGCAAAUUCAACGUAAAUUAAGUGAACGGGAGCAACGAGACUGUGAUGUUAUCGAGCGACUUAUCAAAUCAUACUUUUAUAUCGUACGUAAGUCUAUACAAGACAGCGUACCCAAAGCAGUAAUGCAUUUCCUAGUCAACUAUGUAAAGGAUAAUUUACAAAGUGAACUUGUAACUCAUUUAUAUAAAUCCGAUCAGGCUGAAGCCUUGUUGAAUGAAAGUGAACAUAUUGCUAUUAGACGAAAAGAAGCAAGUGACAUGUUAAAGGCAUUGACUCAAGCGGGUCAUAUUAUCAGCGAAAUUCGUGAAACGCACAUGUGGUAAUAAUUUAAUUAAUAAAAACCACAAUAGCAUCAGAUCAUAGAUUAAAAUAGGUAUUAUUAUUGUGUUUGGAUAGAUAAGUCAAUGAAUGCAAUUAUGUAUAUGCUGAAACACUGUACAAAAUUUUUAUUCUUCAUGCAAACGAAACUUUUAGAACAAUGAAGUAAUAAUUUUUGUCAUCCCAGGCAAUUACACUAAGUUUUAAUGUAUGAUAAGGAUAAAUCAUGCACUACUUUGUUGUAUAUAUAUCUGGGAUUGUUUAAAUACCAUAAAAUGGAAAUAUUGCAUUUAAUAUUAUCAAUGUUAUGAGAUGUCAAGCAUGUACUAACAAACGAAAGUUAUGCUUUUUUCCAUUUUUUUUUUAAUAAUUUAGUACAGUAUUACCACACAAUGAUUGCACAACAACAAUUGAAUAUUAAAUCGCCGGAAAUACAUGAGGCUACAUGGUAUAAAA